Messenger RNA from Cervus elaphus (red deer), 927 nucleotides. Its product is annotated as proto-oncogene tyrosine-protein kinase receptor Ret-like. Gene Ontology annotation, molecular function: calcium ion binding. The record is from RefSeq and is a predicted model, not a curated record. The transcript has 4 exons. Gene Ontology annotation, cellular component: membrane. Bases 1 to 927 code for a protein of 308 amino acids. Gene Ontology annotation, biological process: homophilic cell-cell adhesion. Lineage: Eukaryota; Metazoa; Chordata; Mammalia; Artiodactyla; Cervidae.
AUGUCCCCACAAUGUGCUGCAGAAGUGAGGGAUGACAACCAGAAACCCUCGUCCACCUGCGUGGUUCUCCACCGCACAGGAGGGCACUCACAGCUUCUGUGUGGGUCUGAGAAUGUGUACGAGUAUGACCAGUGUUCAUGUCACCUCUACAGCGCCUACCACACGCGGCUGCACGAGAAUGACUGGGUCCGCAUCCAGGAGGACACGGGGCUUCUCUACCUUAACCAGAGCCUGGACCACAGCUCCUGGGAGAAGCUCAACAUCCGCAAGGGCGGCUUCCCGCUGCUUACCAUCUACCUGCGGGUCUUCCUGUCACCCACAUCCCUACGUGAGGGCGAGUGCCAGUGGCCAGGCUGUGCCCGAGUGUACUUCUCCAUCAUCAAUGCCUCCUUCCCAGCUUGCGGCGCCCUCAAGCCCCGGGAGCUCUGCUUCCCUGAGUCAGGCCUGUCCUUCCGCAUCCGGGAGAACAGGCCCCCUGGCACCUUCCACCAGUUCUGCCUGCUGCCCGUGCAGUUCCUCUGCCCCAACGUCAGUGUGGCCUACAGGCUCCUGGGAGGUGAGAGUCUGCCUUUCCGCUGCGAUCCGGACAGCCUGGAGGUGAGCACGCGCUGGACCCUGGACCGUGAGCAGCGGGAGAAGUAUGAGCUGGUGGCCGCGUGCACGGUUCGCAUGGGCAUGCGCGAGGAGGAGGUGAUGGUGCCCUUCCCUGUGACCGUGUACGACGAGGACGACUCUGCGCCCACCUUCUUCGGGGGCGUCGACAGUGCCAGCGCGGUGGUGGAGUUCAAGCGGAAGGAGGUGCCUAUGCGUUUGUCUGGUGCUUCUCUAGUGUCUGUCAUCUCUUUGUUGUGCAUCUGGGUCUCUCCAUUCGUCAUUUGUUCCUCGGUCUAUUCAGCUGUCCAUCUAGCCAUCCAGACAUGUGGCUGA